AUGGCAAUAAAUACAUACGACUUAACAGGACGUACUUCACGAAGGAAAAUUAGGGAACAGGGAAGGCUGAGCGCCUCAGCCCGGCCGCGCCGCUCCCGCCGUCCCAGCGCUCCGGCCCGCGGGGCGGCCCCGCCGCUGCCCCGCCCUCUCCGUGGCGGGCGCAGGCGCACGGUGGGGGCACGGGCAGCGAUGGCGGCGCGGAGCGGGGCCGGGGCCGGGGCCGGGGCGGGAGGGGCGCUGUGCCUGGCGCUCCUCUGGCUGUCGGUCGCGCCGCUGCUUCGCGGCGCUUGCGGCUCGGAGCUCCUCGGGCCGUCGGAGCUGCCAGGCGGCGCGGGCCCCGGGGAGCGGUUUAAGAUCGAGGGCCGGGCCGUGGUGCCCGGAGUGAAGCCGCAGGACUGGAUCGCGGGGGCCCGGGUGCUGGUGGACGGGGAGGAGCACGUCGGCUUCCUGAAGACAGAUGGAAGUUUUGUGGUUCAUGAUGUACCUUCAGGAUCUUACGUAGUGGAAGUUAUAUCCCCAGCUCACAAAUUUGAGCCUGUGCGAGUUGACAUAACUUCAAAAGGCAAAAUGAGAGCAAGAUAUGUGAAUUACAUCAAACCCUCUGAAGUUGUCAGGCUGCCAUACCCACUGCAGAUGAAAUCCUCUGGACCACCUUCAUACUUUAUAAAGAGAGAAUCUUGGGGAUGGACAGAUUUCCUCAUGAACCCUAUGGUGAUGAUGAUGGUUCUUCCGUUACUGAUAUUUGUGCUUUUACCUAAAGUUGUCAACACCAGUGAUCCUGAUAUGAGGCGGGAAAUGGAGCAGUCAAUGAACAUGCUGAAUUCCAACCAUGAGCUGCCAGAUGUGUCUGAAUUCAUGACAAGACUUUUCUCUUCAAAAUCUUCCAGCAAGUCUGGUGGUAGCAGCAGUAAAACAGGGAAAAGUAGUUCUGGAAAAAGGAGGUAGUUGAGUCUUCCUCCCAAGUCUGAGUUUGCACAACUGUUUGUUAUGUGCUGUCGUGUUUAUUUGUCUUGAAAGAUCAAAAAGCCACUACUGUAAACUUUAACCAGGCACAAAAUCAGUAUGCUACAAGUGUGGUUUGUAGCUUUUUUUUUUAGACUGUUAUAAGCUGUUUUGUACUUGACAGUAAGCAAAAGAGGACAUGGCUUCAAUACUGUAUCUGUAUAAAGUUACUGAUGAUGCUGAAUUAAGUAUAUUAUUCUGUAGAGAAUUAAAAUAAAUUAUGUGAUGUGCUUCACAGUAA
Myiozetetes cayanensis is the source of this 1243-nucleotide messenger RNA. RefSeq names its product ER membrane protein complex subunit 7 (gene EMC7). The record is from RefSeq and is a predicted model, not a curated record. Gene Ontology annotation, cellular component: EMC complex. Lineage: Eukaryota; Metazoa; Chordata; Aves; Passeriformes; Tyrannidae. Gene Ontology annotation, molecular function: carbohydrate binding.